CACAGAGACACAGAGAUGGGAAGCUAUUCCAUGGAAACCGAUUCCCUUCCUUCGAUGAGGGAGGAGGAGAUGAAGGAGACGCUGUCUCUGGCGGUGGAAGCGGAGGAGGAGGAGGAGGAGGAGGAGGUAUGGCCGCGGAAGUGCGGCGGGGUGACGCUCGAGGGAUACGUGGACGGGGCGGACGGCGGAGAGGAGGGAACCGGCGGCGUCGCGAGGACGAAGAGCUUGACGGAUGAGGACCUGGAUGAGCUCAAAGGGUGCCUCGACCUCGGAUUCGGUUUCAGCUACGAGGAGAUCCCCGAGCUCUGCGACACGCUCCCUGCGUUAGAGCUCUGCUACUCCAUGAGCCAGAGGUUCUUGGACGAGCAACAGCAACAGCAGGAUCGCUCCUCCUCUGCCGAGUCCAUGGAUCUGAGCGCGCCGCCUCCUUCUCCUCCCAUCGCCAACUGGAGGAUCUCCGGCCCUGGGGAUGAUCCGGAUGCAGUAAAAGCAAGGCUCAAGUAUUGGGCCCAAGCAGUGGCUUGUACUAUUAAAUUAUGCAGCUGACACAUACAUGGUUCGACUUUUCCCAGUUCUUCAGGAGAUCGAAGAAUUAAUCCAUCGGCUUCCUGCUGCCAAGCUUAUGUUUUGACAGAGUGAAUCCUCUCCUGAUGUUUCUCUGCUUGGUUUCAUUGCAUGCUGCUAUCAUUUUUCUGGAGAUGGAAGGAAGCUGACGCAUAGAUAAGAAGUAGAGAAUUGCAAGAAAGAAAGACGUGUGAAAUCACAUUGAGAACAUGUCUGAUCUGCGUUCCUGUGGAGUACACAUCUUCCUUUAACAAAAUCCUUUUCAUGUUGGUUGCUUUA
This is a messenger RNA of Musa acuminata AAA Group (dessert banana), 843 nucleotides long. RefSeq lists its product as uncharacterized. The record is from RefSeq and is a predicted model, not a curated record. The transcript has 2 exons. Lineage: Eukaryota; Viridiplantae; Streptophyta; Magnoliopsida; Zingiberales; Musaceae. The coding region runs from base 16 to 546 and encodes 176 amino acids.